Hymenoscyphus albidus is the source of this 1429-nucleotide messenger RNA. NCBI's taxonomy places the organism in Eukaryota, Fungi, Ascomycota, Leotiomycetes, Helotiales, Helotiaceae. The record is from the annotation of a GenBank genome assembly.
AAGUAUUCUUACUCACUUGAAUACUUCCAUUCGUCUACGGCCAAAUAAAAGGUGUUUAGUUAUUACUGUACACUUCCAAAAAUCCCAGACAUGACUUCAACAUCCAGAAUCCUCGAACUCUCAACAAUAAUCUCAACCAACACCCAAAAGAUCGACACAUACCUGCUCGUGAAUGACCUUCCCCAACCCUCCUUCCAAGAAUAUGGACCCUUAAAAGUUCUCCCUGAUGGCUCCCCUCCGGAAUUAGAACAAGCACGCAUCGAUGCAGUCGAAGCAAGCAUAGAACUCCAACAACUACUCCAAGGCCCAGAUUCUCUUCUCACACCCACGGUACUUCUAUUUCCCCCUCAAACCUUUCAGUAAGUAUCUAAUCAAGUCACUUGAAAAAAGAUAAAUAGCACCGCACUCACCGCAAUCCACGAAUUCAAACUCGCCACGAAAGUCCCUCUCGAGGGAUUUGCACUUGCAAAUAAUACAGAUCUCCAAUUCUACAACUUCCUGAGUCAGUAUCCCGAACGCGCAAAGCGAUUUGGGGGCGUCAUGUCUUCAUCAAGCACCGCAGGACUUCAAGCUCUUCUGGACAAAUUUCCAUGGUCUUCAUUGCCAGAAAAUGGGCUGGUGGUUGACUUGGGUGGUUCACAAGGUCACGUCAGCGCCUUUUUAGCGGAAGCCAUUCCUUCCUUGAAGUUCGUCGUCCAGGAUCUGCCAGAGGUCAUCUCAGAUACCGAGUCAACGUAUCGAGUUCCUGAAGCUGUUGCGAAUAGACUGGUGAGCAUGGAGCAUGAUUUCUUCACACUACAGCCGCUGAAGGAUGUGGAUGUCGUUGUGAUACGAUACAUCUUCCACAAUUGGUCUGACGAGUAUUGUAUACGGAUAUUAAGAAAUCUGAUACCUGGUCUCAAACCUGGUGCGAAGAUUCUGAUUCAGGAUCAUUUAAUGCCGGAACCUAAAACUUUGUCCUUGGCAAAGGAGAGAGAUGUUAGGUAUGCCGAUUUUGGUGAAUUCGCUGGUUAGUAAGAAAGUCUAACGAUUCUAUAGAGCCAUGGAUAUGAUCAUGCUUUCACUAUUCAAUUCGCGGGAAAGAGAAGAAGAUGAUUGGAAAGAGCUGGUGGCGAAGACUGAUUCCAGGUUUAUAUUUGAGAGUGCUGAGAGACAGGCGCAAGAUUCUGCAUCUGGAAUUAUGGUUGUAAGUUGGCAAGGUUGAAAUGAACUUUCCCAGUGGGAGUAGAAAAGUCGAUACCUUAUGUACUCCCAGUCGAUACCUUAUCUACACCCGGUCGAUACCGUAUCGACAACCGAUUAUAUAGGGGAAGUUUUUUUAAAAACAGAAAUCUUUUAUAACAGGUUCUAUUAGUUUCUAAUAGUCGUCUAUUUAUUCCUGUAGCGUUCUUUAUAGGGCCUUUUUUUAUUAAGUAUAGGACGAGUUUUC